AUGGUAACAAACGCUUUUUCAGGUCAAUGUCCUGCUGCUACUUGCCCUCUUGGAACUAUGAGAGCAUCUCCUGGUAAUGUAACUGUAACUUCACUUACCUGCAAUGGUGACGCUCAAUGGGUUGACGAUCAAGAGACCGUUUAUACUUCGGCGCAAUGCGAAGCACCAUGUACUGAGUGUCCAGCAAUUACAAAUAGUGGAAUGGAAUGUCCGAAAGGACUUUUGUGCGAAGUAGCAUCUACCCGUGAA
Molecule: messenger RNA, 249 nt
Organism: Cylicostephanus goldi
Lineage: Eukaryota; Metazoa; Nematoda; Chromadorea; Rhabditida; Strongylidae
Source: the annotation of a GenBank genome assembly